This is a messenger RNA of Heterotrigona itama, 524 nucleotides long. The record is from the annotation of a GenBank genome assembly. NCBI's taxonomy places the organism in Eukaryota, Metazoa, Arthropoda, Insecta, Hymenoptera, Apidae.
AUGUUUCGUUUCACGGAAGAGAUCGCCUGCGAUAAAACAAAGUGUCCUGGCCCGCUGAGAUACUACGAGGAGCUCAAUUGUACUCCAAUUUACGCGGCUGGCGACAAAUGUUGCCCGGUUGCGUUCGACUGCAGUCACCUGGACAAUCUAUCACGGGAUAAGUGUUACGUUAACGGACACGAAUACAACGUCGGCGAGUUGCUGAAGCCUGAGGAAUCCAAUCGUUGCGACGUUGCUUGUAGAUGUAUGUCAUUCGAGAACACGUAAGUGUGCGUGUCUGCAAUGUCACGUAUGAACUUAUGACAGUCGAUCGAUAAUUUCGUGUUUCGAGGCUGAUUGUUGCAACAAUCUUCGCGAAGAAGGUCGAUAAGUUGGUAAUUGAUAAAUAAUUAAUGAAUUAAUUGAUUUGUUUUUUUUUUUGGAAUUGCGUGGUAUAUAACACACGAGAGUGAAAUAUUAGUGAAAGAUAUAAACACGUAUAGAUAAAUAUGAUUUUCGAAUUUAGUCUGACAUCUGGUGGAUAA